GGCAGUGACGUAUUUAUCUGCAUGAUAUUUCAGAUUGAGAAUUAAAAAAAAACAUUUUUGUUAAGGCUCACUUGAAACGCAAUUGAAUUGAUAGCAAAAUAUGGAACAAGAAUACACUCUUGAAGUCAUCCCAGACUGGAGCUCACAAUUAGAUCCUUCCCAGGCCUCCUACAGUCAGACCAGUGUAUUCAGGGAUUCAGUCAGACCAAGUAACCGCUCACUGAGGAGAUUGAGAAGCCUACACUCUAAAAAUGGGCAUCACCCUAGCGUGGAGAGCACGGGGGGUGCAUUUUUGGAUCCUGAACUCACGAUCGAAGAAAUGCAACGAUUCAGGAAUGACAAGCGGCGGCUGAGAGAGCUUCCGAUAGCCAUGGGGGAUAAAAGGAGACUGAGAGAAAAGUGGAACACUGUCUCCCUCAGCAGCUGGGAGACAUGGAAGUUGGGACAUUCAAAAUCACUGAAGAAGUUCAGGGAGGAAUCAUCACUUGUCAUCUCCUGGCUAAAUCUCUGGAAGGGUUCCCUGCAUGAGAUAGAAGGUCGAUUUGGAACCGGUAUCCAGUCAUACUUCACCUUUCUACGCUUUUUGGUGUUCCUGAAUCUUACUGCCUUUCUUUUAAUUGGCAGUUUUGUGCUCCUGCCAACUCUCUAUGCUGACAACAUGAAACUCAAGGAGAUUGAAGUGAGAAACCAGAGCUACACUGAAUGUACCAAGUAUCAACCGCUUCCCAAGGGCUUGCUUCCCAUUUAUUUAUAUAUUUUGGACCUGGUUUCUGGGACAGGAUUCAUGGAACUCUCCUACAUGUUCUAUGGGUAUUAUAGGUUUGGUAUAAUCCAGAUCUACACCUAUAACAUCCCUUUGGCCUACCUGCUCACUAUGCUCCUCUAUUUCCUGCUCUGCCUUUUGUGGAUUGUAAAAAGGGCAGUAAAUGGGGUUAAGCAGGAAUGGAUGCACGACAAGGAUUACCACACCAAGCUCAGUGCUAAAGUCUUCGCUGCUUGGGAUUCUUGUAUUAAAGAAACUGAGAUGGCAAAAUUUAAACAGCAGGAUAUCAGUAAUGAUCUGAAGAUUAAUUUGGAAGAAGAAAUGUGUCGGAAGAGAAAAGCUGAAAGGACCAAAAAGGAGAAGGCUCUCCUCUAUUUUGUACGUUUUAAUCUGAAUGUAGUCAUCAUGAUCUUACUCACUGGUGCUUUCUUCAGCAUCUACCAUGCAAUAAGAAUCUCUCAAGGGAAGAUGCAUGAUAAUAACAAACUCGGAUUUGUCAAAGAAUUCACCAUACAGUACCUUCCAUCCAUUGUGAUCAAUUUUAGCAAUCUUCUUCUGCCAUUUAUAUUUGGGAUAAUUACGCGAUAUGAGGAUUAUCCACCAAACACUGAAAUCAACUUGUUGCUCAUGAGGAGUGUGUUUUUAAGAAUGGCCAAUCUGAGCAUGCUGGUCUUCUCACUGUGGCAACAGAUCACAUGCUCUGAUGACAGGAAUAAAGAGGAUUGCAAACAUUGUGGUUAUAACAAAAAGUACCAGUGCUGGGAGUCAAAGAUUGGACAGGAAAUGUACAAGCUGAUGUUAUUUGACUUUCUCAGAAUCAUUAGUGUCACCUACUGUAUCGAACUUCCAAGAAAAUUCAUAACAGAGCACAUUUCCUUCAAGUUGCUCAAAAACUGGGGCAGGCAGAGAUUCCUAAUCCCCGACAAUGUUUUGGAUAUUGUACUGGGGCAGACUGUGGUGUGGAUUGGAAUGUUUUACUCCCCGUUGCUGCCUCUCCUUAACUGCGUCAAAUACUUCAUUGUGUUCUACAUCAAAAAGCAAAGUUUGUAUGUCUACUGUCAUCCUGGGAAAAGAAUAUUUCGAGCAUCCACCUCUAAAAUUUUCUUCCAGUUAGUCCUCCUGAUCGGACUGGUUAUAGCUUGUAUUCCUGUCAUUUACAAUUUAGUCAUGGUCCAUCCAUCCAGAGCAUGUGGUCCAUUUCGGAACUACAACACUGCCUGGGCCAUUAUUCCAGAAGCAGUGACAUCCCUUCCAGCAACACCUCGGAAGAUCUUGAAUUUCAUGUUAUCAGAACUCUUUGUCUUGCUGUUGACCACAGUGUUGUGUGUGGUGUUGACAGCUUGUGUGUCUUUGGUUCGAUACAACAGAAGAACUAUUGCCCAGCUCAAACAGCACCUUAUCCUGGCAGGCAGAGAUAAACGAUAUUUGGUGAAAACGCUGGGCGCACAAUCUCCAGCUUCGAGAACUGGUGCCUUUCAAUGGAGCACCUCAGAAAAUGAUGAAGGUGACACAAUGUUAACAGCUGAACUGGAACCAAUGGACAGUGGAACCUAUACACAGGAGAAUAAUUAGUUUAUUUCUCGUGUAAGGGCAAAAUAUGGAGAGAUGCAAGUGUAAAUGCUGUUCAGUGCUUUUAUUCUUCUGCAAUAAAUGUCAUUUAAUAUGAAUAGCUCCAACUUACACCCGACAUGCUUUCAAUACGUAGACGUCAAAAGACAUAGGACGCUAAAUUAUAAUUCAUCUCAAUAAUAAUUAUCCUUGCAUAUGAUAUAGCACCUUAUCACGUGUU
Molecule: messenger RNA, 2552 nt
Organism: Callorhinchus milii (elephant shark)
Lineage: Eukaryota; Metazoa; Chordata; Chondrichthyes; Chimaeriformes; Callorhinchidae
Product: transmembrane channel-like protein 7
Exons: 16
Coding region: 101-2335 (744 amino acids)
Cellular component (GO): plasma membrane
Molecular function (GO): mechanosensitive monoatomic ion channel activity
Source: RefSeq, a predicted model, not a curated record